Molecule: messenger RNA, 3131 nt
Organism: Orcinus orca (killer whale)
Lineage: Eukaryota; Metazoa; Chordata; Mammalia; Artiodactyla; Delphinidae
Gene: SYVN1
Product: synoviolin 1
Exons: 16
Coding region: 174-2006 (610 amino acids)
Cellular component (GO): cytoplasm
Source: RefSeq, a predicted model, not a curated record
AAGCGGCACUUGGUACGAUCCAUUCCCCGCCCCGCCCCGCCGGAAGUGAGGUGUCUCACUCCCGAAGUUCCGGCUCGCAGUGGGUGGGGAGUGUUGUUAAUCGGAGUCGCCUCCGCAGUCGCGGGGUUUGAGCGGGCUCGCGGUGCUGGGCACCUGGUCCCUAGGCCAGGGCAAUGUUCCGCACCGCCGUGAUGAUGGCGGCCAGCCUGGCGCUGACCGGGGCCGUGGUGGCUCACGCCUACUACCUCAAGCACCAGUUCUACCCCACCGUGGUGUACUUGACCAAGUCUAGCCCCAGCAUGGCAGUCCUGUACAUCCAGGCCUUCGUCCUUGUCUUCCUCUUGGGCAAGGUGAUGGGCAAGGUGUUCUUUGGACAGCUGAGGGCAGCAGAGAUGGAGCAUCUCCUGGAACGUUCCUGGUAUGCUGUCACUGAGACUUGUCUGGCCUUCACUGUUUUUCGGGAUGACUUUAGCCCCCGCUUUGUGGCACUCUUCACUCUCCUUCUCUUCCUCAAGUGUUUUCACUGGCUGGCUGAGGACCGUGUGGACUUUAUGGAACGCAGCCCCAAUAUCUCCUGGCUCUUUCACUGCCGCAUUGUGUCCCUUAUGUUCCUCCUGGGUAUCCUGGACUUCCUCUUCGUCAGCCAUGCCUAUCACAGCAUCCUGACCCGUGGGGCCUCUGUGCAGCUGGUGUUUGGCUUUGAGUAUGCCAUCCUGAUGACUAUGGUGCUCACCAUCUUCAUCAAGUACGUGCUGCACUCUGUGGACCUCCAGAGUGAGAAUCCCUGGGACAAUAAGGCCGUGUACAUGCUCUACACGGAGCUGUUUACAGGCUUUAUCAAGGUUCUGCUGUACAUGGCUUUCAUGACCAUCAUGAUCAAGGUGCACACUUUCCCUCUCUUUGCCAUCCGGCCUAUGUACCUGGCCAUGAGGCAGUUCAAGAAAGCUGUGACAGAUGCCAUCAUGUCUCGCCGAGCUAUCCGCAACAUGAACACACUGUAUCCAGACGCCACCCCAGAGGAACUCCAGGCGAUGGACAACGUCUGCAUCAUCUGCCGAGAAGAGAUGGUGACUGGUGCCAAGAGACUGCCCUGCAACCACAUUUUCCACACCAGCUGCUUGCGCUCCUGGUUCCAGCGGCAGCAGACCUGCCCCACCUGCCGUAUGGAUGUCCUUCGGGCGUCGCUGCCGACCCAGUCACCACCGCCCCCUGAGCCUGCGGAUCAGGGGCCACCACCUGCCCCCCACCCCCCACCACUCCUGCCCCAGCCCCCCAACUUCGCCCAGGGCCUCCUGCCUCCCUUCCCUCCAGGCAUGUUCCCGCUGUGGCCCCCCAUGGGCCCCUUUCCUCCUGUCCCACCUCCCCCCAGCUCUGGAGACGCUGUGGCCCCUCCGUCCACCAGUGCAGCCCUUUCUCGGCCCAGUGGAGCAGCCACAACCACAGCUGGUUCUGCUGCCUCUGCCCCAGCACCUGGCUCGGCCUCCACCCCUGACGCUGGCCCUGCCCCAGGCUUCCCCUUCCCUCCCCCGUGGAUGGGCAUGCCGCUGCCUCCACCUUUUGCCUUCCCCCCGAUGCCUGUGCCUCCUGCCGGCUUUGCUGGGCUGACCCCAGAGGAGCUGCGGGCUCUGGAAGGCCACGAGCGGCAGCACCUGGAGGCCCGGCUACAGAGCCUGCGCAACAUCCACACGCUGCUGGAUGCCGCCAUGCUGCAGAUCAACCAGUACCUCACCGUGCUCGCCUCCCUCGGGCCCCCCCGGCCUGCCACCUCAGCCAACCCCACUGAGGAGACUGCCCCUACAGCUGUCGCUGCUGCCUUCUCCACCAGCACCCCCAGCUCUGAGGCCACCACCCCAUCCCUGGGAGCCUCCCCACCAGCCCCUGAACCUGAAAAGCCUUCAGCUCCUGAGUCAGCGGGCACCGAGGAGCUGCCUGAGGAUGGGGAGCCUGACGCAGCAGAGCUCCGCCGCCGUCGCCUGCAGAAGUUGGAGUCCCCUGUUGCCCACUGACACUGCCCCAGUCCUGGCCCCUGCCCCCACUCGAGCAGUCCGCGCUGGAACACGUCCUGCCACCAAGUGGCAGCUCCCUCUCUGUCUGCACCAGGGAGUAGUAACCCCCAGCUCUGACACAGAGGAGGUGGCAUCUGACCAAGUGGAAAGAGGCCUGAGGCCCCAGUUGACUCCAGCCCUUACAGUCCCAGGCAGCCAUGGGGAUCUUGGGUCAGUUCCAGCCUUCCUCUCCAACCCUUCAGCCCUGUGUUCUGCUGGGGCCACGAAGACAGAAAGGUGCAGUGUCUGAGAAGCCCUCUGACCCACCCAGUCCCUUUCUGGGAGAAGGGGAGCCCCUCCGAGCCCCCCUUGUGUGUGGAGUCACGCUGCAGUGCCGAACAGUAUUAGCUCCUGUUCCCAAGUGUGGACUCAAGGGGCUGGAGGUAGGCCAGGAACUUGCUCCCGGGCCCACCCACGAAGACUGGUACUGAUGUCAUUUUCUUACCCGAACUCCCCAGGAGCCCUUUGUGGUGGUGGCUGUGCCCCUUGUGCCCUGUGGCAUCUCCAUGUCUUACUGGCAACCACACAGCUCAGGGAAGGGAGUGUCUGGGGUGGAGAAGCAGGCCGGCAGCACUGAAGGGCCCUGCUCUGCCCCUCCCCCCCAGGCCCUUUUCUCCCUGCAGUUUGUCUGAGGUGAGACUGUCCCUGGUCUCACCCAGCAGCCACUGUGCAACCUCAGUCUAGGCUGAGGGCUCUUGUGUCUGCUUCUGAACCACUGCAAGCCCCAGAACCUACAGAAGGCAACUUCUUAACUUACAGAAUUUUUCUUGAGUUUAGAAGAAUUGGAAUUACUUCCUUGCUAUUGUCUUUUGGCUUAAAUUUUGUCUUUGAAUUUGAAUGCUUGACCCCAGGAAAGGGGAGCAGGAGUGCCAAGCUCCCUGUCUUUCCAGUUUAGAAAAGGCUCUGGGCCAGGUGGGGACGACAGGAGCCAAGGCAUUGCCUGCCCCUGUCUUUUGCCCCUCAGUGUUGUGUUACAGGAGUUGCUGGAGACAGUUUCAGAUGAUUAUUUAAUUUGUAAAUAUUGUACAAAUUUUAAUAGCUUAAAUUGUAUAUAUAGCCAAAUAAAAACUUGCAUUAAUGACUGGU